Molecule: messenger RNA, 2854 nt
Organism: Aptenodytes forsteri (emperor penguin)
Lineage: Eukaryota; Metazoa; Chordata; Aves; Sphenisciformes; Spheniscidae
Gene: JAKMIP1
Product: janus kinase and microtubule interacting protein 1
Exons: 22
Coding region: 303-2825 (840 amino acids)
Molecular function (GO): kinase binding; microtubule binding; GABA receptor binding
Source: RefSeq, a predicted model, not a curated record
AAUGUUUGCAAGAGGUGUUAAAAAGAAAACUAAACAAACUUUUCCGACACCUUGGAAAGGUCUUUCAUAUAUUAAUCUGUCCGAUAUUAAGCACAAGAGAUCUUCAGGCUAUUAUGAAUCUCCUUGUCUAUUCAUAAAUAUGAAUGGAAAAAGAAGGACAUGAGAGACUGCUCCCACGAUGGCAGAGAUUUGUGUGAAAGAUUUUGUUGAACACUACAUGACUCUUAAAUGCUAAAAGCAGAAGGCACUAGCUGGUAGCUCAGUGUGGAGCAAAAAUUUUAUUUUAAACUUCAAAGAUAAUUAUGUCAAAGAAAAGUCGUGCCAAGGGAGAGAAGUCCGACAUGGAGAUUGAAGCCCUGCAAGCUGCUAAUGAGGAGCUACGAACUAAACUAACCAACAUCCAGAUAGAAUUUCAACAAGAAAAAAGCAAGGUGGGUAAAUUGAGAGAGAAAAUCCAAGAGGUUAAGCAAGAAAGGGAGCAGGAGCAGCACAAGCACACUGCCUAUGUUUCUGAACUGAAAGCCAAGCUCCACGAGGAGAAAAUGAAGGAACUUCAGAGUGUCAGAGAGCUACUGAUCCGGCAGCAUGAGCAGGAGGUAGCGAGAAUGGUGAAAAUCAAAGAUGGUGAAAUUCAGCGUUUGCAGUCAACAGUCAAUGUCCUGCGGGACGGGGCGGCUGACAAAGUGAAGACGGCGCUGCUGAGUGAAGCAAAGGAGGAGGCUCGCAAGGCGUUUGACGGUGAACGGAUGAAGCUGCAACAGGAGAUCUUGGAGCUGAAAUCUGGCAAAAAGCAGCUUGAAGAAGCUUUGAACAACAUUAUGCAGGCAGAUAAAAUGAAGGCUGCUGACCUGCGCACGGCUUAUCAGUCCCAUCAGGAUGAGAUUAAUAGAAUAAAGCGGGAAUGUGAGAGAGAGAUCCGCAGGCUGAUGGAUGAGAUAAAAGGCAAAGACAGGGUGAUUCUGGCUCUGGAGAAAGACCUUGGUGUCCAGACAGGCCAUACACAGAAACUGCUCCUUCAGAAAGAGGCUUUGGAUGAACAGCUUGUCCAAGUGAAGGAGGCAGAACGAUACCACAGUAGUCCUAAGAGAGAGCUUCCUGCGGGAGUGGGGGAUAUCACCGAACUGAUGGGAAGCCCGGAGCAGCAUUUGGAUGAACGAGACAUGCGGAGAUUUCAGUUAAAAAUCGCCGAACUGAAUGCUGUAAUAAGGAAGCUGGAAGACAGAAAUACUCUCUUAGCAGAUGAAAGAAAUGAACUGCUGAAACGUUCUCGGGAGACAGAACUUCAGCUGAAGCCUUUGGUAGAAAAAAAUAAAAGGAUGAGCAAAAAGAAUGAUGAUAUGUUGCAAUGUAUCCAGAGAAUGGAAGAGAAAAUAAAAAAUCUAUCAAGGGAAAAUGUAGAAUUGAAAGAGAAGUUAUCUGCACAACCAGCACUGAAGAGGCACACAUCUUUGAAUGAUCUCAGCAACACACGGGAGGAACAAGAAAUUGAAUUCCUUAGACUGCAAGUCAAAGAACAGCAGCAUGUUAUUGAUGAUCUCACAGUGGAAAGGGAACGGUUAUUACGGUCUAAAAAACAGAAGAGGAAAAGUCUGAAGCCUCCAAAGAGGCAUGUUGUGGAGACAUUUUUUGGAUUUGAUGAAGAAUCUGUUGAUUCAGAAACAUCAUCUGUAACUUCAUAUAACACAGAUAAAACAGACAGGACACCAGCAACGCCAGAAGAAGAUUUGGAAGAUAGCACACCUAAAGAAGAAGCUGAACUAAGGUUCUGCCAGCUAACAAGAGAGUAUCAAGCUUUGCAAAGAGCUUAUGCAUUGCUUCAAGAACAAGUUGGUGGAACCCUGGAUGCAGAGAGAGAAGCAAGGACUCGUGAACAACUGCAGGCUGAUCUUCUCAGGUGUCAGGCAAAAAUUGAGGACCUGGAGAAAGCUCUAAUUGAGAAAGGACAGGAUUCAAAAUGGGUAGAAGAAAAGCAGCUGUUAAUCAGAACAAAUCAGGCGUUGCUAGAGAAGAUUUACAGAAUGGAACAAGAAGAACACCAGCUGAAGAACGAGAUGCAAGAUGCAAAAGACCAGAAUGAGCUGUUAGAAUUCAGAGUGCUAGAGCUUGAAGAGAGAGAACGAAGGUCGCCGGCAUUUAAUCUUCAUAUAACCACCUUCCCUGAAAACAAUGGAAGUGCACUUCAACUGUUCUGUCAACAGGAAGGAAUAAAGGACGUGAAUAUAUCUGAACUUAUGAAGAAGCUAGAUAUUCUUGGAGAUAAUGGGAAUUUGAGAAAUGAAGAACAGGUUGCAAUAAUUCAAGCUGGGACUGUGCUUUCCCUCUGUGAAAAGUGGUUAAAACAGAUAGAGGGGACAGAAGCUGCACUGACACAGAAGAUGUUAGACCUGGAGAAUGAAAAGGACCUGUUCAGUAAACAGAAGGGUUAUUUAGAGGAAGAACUCGACUACAGGAAGCAAGCUCUGGACCAGGCAUACAUGAAAAUCCAGGAGCUGGAAGCCACGCUGUAUAAUGCCCUGCAGCAGGAUCCAGGAAGGCGGGCAAGCGAGUCGCUGACCGAAGCCCAGAGGGAGGAUUUGCGAGCUGCAGUGGAGAAGGUGCGGCGGCAGAUCCUGAGGCAGAGCCGUGAGUUUGACAGCCAGAUCUUGCACGAGCGAAUGGAGCUGCUGCAGCAGGCACAGCAGCGAAUUCGAGAACUAGAAGAUAAAAUAGAACUUCAAAAGAGGCAACUCAAAGAAAUUGAGGAAAAGCAUUCAUUCUGUGGCCUUGAUGACACAACUGAGCCAAGACGUGUGGCUAUUAAAAGAACCUAUGGAGUGAACAGCUGAGUCCACGUGCAAAAAUAUAGAAAAUAUUU